CAUUAAAUAAAGUAAACGUAAUUAGACUUGUAGAAUACCACAUUGGUGCACUAGAGCUUUCGUGGCAAACAGAAUUUCUUACUGGCUUGGCGUUACUGGACCAUCAUACAAUGUCGACACAGCAUGUAGCUCAAGCCUUUUCGCCAUGAUAGACGCUUAUAGAUAUAUUCGAUCUGGAGAAUGUGAUACUGCUAUUGUCGUUACCUCUAAUCUAUGCCUCAAUCCUAACGUAAAUUAUGGAUUUUAUUGUCUUGGGGUGCUGUCUUCUGAUGGUUAUUGUAAGCCUUUUGAUGAAGAAGGCACUGGAUAUAUGCGCAGUGAUUCAGUGGCAGCGGUGUUUUUGCAAAAGGCAAAAAAUGCCAAGAGAAUAUAUGCGACUUUCGUAUAUGGUAAAACAAAUUGUGAUGGCUUUAAAGAAGAAGGUAUCACCUUCCCAUCGUCCAAAAUGCAAACAUUAUUAUUGGAAGAAUUUUACGAAGAAUGUGGAAUAUCGCCUACUGAAUUAUCCUACCUGGAGGCUCAUGCAACCGGUACUAUAGCAGGUGAU
Molecule: messenger RNA, 547 nt
Organism: Vollenhovia emeryi
Lineage: Eukaryota; Metazoa; Arthropoda; Insecta; Hymenoptera; Formicidae
Product: fatty acid synthase-like
Exons: 2
Biological process (GO): fatty acid biosynthetic process
Molecular function (GO): fatty acid synthase activity
Source: RefSeq, a predicted model, not a curated record